CAGCAGCAGUUGGGCUGAGCUGGGCCCGCACAGCUGGCGGCGGAACCGGGAAGGCUAAUCCGCCGCAGAUUCCCGCGCUCACGGCUUGUGGCUUGCAUUUCAGCCGCCUUCUUUCCGUCCCCGAGAGCUGCGCAGAAAGAUGGAUCGGCACCGGCCUCGGCUGCACCACCCGAAGCAGGGCUCGGCCGCCGGGGCCCCCUACCCCUCCUCAGCCUCGCUCCGUAGCUGCCGGGAAAGCAAGAUGCCGGGCCGGAAGGGCCCUCAGCACCCUCCGCCCAGCGGCGCGGAGGAACUUGGAGAGAAACGUCCCAAGUUUCAUUUAAAUAUUAGGACACUGACGGAUGAUAUGCUGGACAAAUUUGCCAGCAUACGAAUUCCAGGAAGCAAAAAGGAGAGACCUCCACUUUCCAACCUGAAGACUGCAUUUGCAAGCAAUGAUUGUUCUUCAGAGAUGAUGGAAAACAUUCCAAAGCCACUGUCAGAGAAUGAAGUCUUAAAACUCUUCGAAAAGAUGAUGGAAGAUAUGAAUUUAAAUGAAGAUAAGAAAGCACCAUUGCGGGAAAAGGACUUCAGCAUCAAAAAAGAAAUGGUGAUGCAGUACAUUAAUACUGCUUCCAAGACAGGAAGUCUUAAGAGUAGGCGACAGAUCUCACCUCAGGAAUUCAUCCAUGAACUGAAAAUGGGGUCUGCAGAUGACAUUGUCACGUGCCUGGAGUCCCUCCGCGUAUCUUUGACUAGUAAUCCUGUCAGUUGGGUGGAAAGUUUUGGACAUGAGGGGCUUGGAUUAUUACUGGACAUUUUGGAAAAACUGAUUAGUGGCAAAAUACAAGAGAAAAUUGUAAAGAAGAAGCAGCAUAAAGUCAUACAGUGUCUAAAAGCUUUGAUGAACACACAGUAUGGCUUGGAAAGAAUUAUGAGUGAAGAAAGAAGUCUUUCUCUAUUAGCCAAAGCCAUCGAUCCCAAGCACCCAAGUAUGAUGACAGAUGUGGUAAAACUCCUCUCUGCAGUAUGCAUUGUAGGGGAGGAAAGCAUCCUUGAAGAGGUUUUAGAAGCUUUAACAUCAGCUGGAGAAGAAAGAAACGUUGACAGAUUUUCAUCUAUUGUGGAAGGUCUCAGGCAUGAUUCAGCUCAGCUGCAGGUAGCAUGUAUGCAACUCAUCAAUGCCCUUGUUACAUCUCCUGAUGAUUUGGACUUCAGGCUUCACAUCAGAAAUGAAUUUAUGCGUUGUGGAUUGAAAGAGAUAUUGCCAAAUUUAAAAUGUCUGAAGAAUGAUGGCUUGGAUAUCCAACUUAAAGUCUUUGAUGAGCAUAAAGAAGAAGAUUUGCUUGAGCUCUCCCAUCGCCUUGAAGAGAUUAGAGCUGAGCUUGAUGAAGCAUAUGAUAUUUACAACAUGGUGUGGAACACAGUUAAGGAAACUAGAGCGGAAGGAUAUUUUAUUUCCAUUCUUCAGCAUCUUUUGCUGAUUCGAAAUGAUUAUUUUAUAAGGCAACAAUACUUCAAAUUAAUUGAUGAAUGUGUAUCUCAGAUUGUAUUGCAUAGAGAUGGGAUGGAUCCAGACUUCUCAUAUCGAAAGAGACUAGAUUUAGAUUUAAGUCAGUUUGUCGAUGCUUGCGUAGAUCAAGCGAAGCUAGAAGAGUUUGAAGAGAAAGCAUCAGAUCUUUACAAGAAAUUUGAAAAAGAGUUUACCGACCACCAAGAAACUCAGGCUCAAUUGCAGAAAAAAGAAGCAAAGAUUAAUGAACUUCAAGCAGAGUUACAAGCUUUUAAGUCACAGUUUGGUGCCUUGCCUGCCAAUACAAGUAACUCUUCGCCACUGGCAGAAGAAAAUGGAUCCGGCCUCCCAGCACUUGCUCCUUCCCUGCCGUUGCCCUCCUGUGGAGGAGGGCCUCCUCCCCCUCCUCCCCCACCCCCUCCUCCCCUUCCAGGAAUGCCCUUGCCCUUUGGUGGUCCUGUGCCUCCACCGCCUCCCCUGGGAUUUCUCAGUGGACGAAACUCUCCUCCUCCACCAACCCUACCUUUUGGGUUAAAACCAAAGAAAGAAUUUAAGCCCGAAACCAGCAUGAGAAGAUUGAAUUGGUUAAAGAUCAGACCUCAUGAAAUGACUGAAAACUGUUUCUGGAUUAAAGCAAAUGAAAAUAAGUAUGAAAACGUGGAUUUGCUUUGUAAACUUGAGAAUACGUUUUGUUGCCAACAAAAAGAGAGAAGAGAAGAGGAAGAUUUGGAAGAGAAGAAAGCUAUUAAGAAAAAAAUUAAAGAGCUUAAAUUUUUAGAUUCUAAAAUUGCCCAGAACCUUUCAAUCUUCUUGAGCUCUUUUCGGGUGCCAUAUGAGGAAAUCAAAAUGAUGAUAUUGGAAGUGGAUGAAACACAGUUGGCAGAGUCUAUGAUUCAGAACCUAAUAAAGCAUCUUCCAGAUCAAGAACAGUUAAGUUCACUGUCUCAGUUCAAGAGUGACUAUAACAACUUAUGUGAACCCGAGCAGUUUGCUGUUGUGAUGAGCAAUGUGAAGAGACUCCGGCCACGGCUCAGUGCUAUUCUCUUUAAGCUUCAGUUUGAAGAGCAGGUGAACAGCAUCAAACCUGACAUCAUGGCUGUCAGUACUGCCUGUGAGCAGAUAAAGAAAAGCAAAAGCUUUAGCAAGUUGCUGGAACUUGUGUUGCUAAUGGGAAACUACAUGAACGCUGGCUCCCGGAAUGCUCAAACCUUCGGAUUUAACCUUAGCUCUCUCUGUAAACUAAAGGACACGAAAUCCGCAGAUCAGAAAACAACACUACUUCAUUUUCUGGUGGAAAUGUGUGAAGAGAAGUACCCUGAUAUCCUGACUUUUGUGGAUGAUUUGGAACAUUUAGACAAAGCUAGUAAAGUCUCUGUAGAAACGCUGGAAAAGAAUUUGAAGCAGAUGGGAAGGCAGCUUCAACAGCUUGAGAAAGAUUUGGAAACCUUUCCCCCUCCUGAGGACUUGCAUGAUAAGUUUCUGACAAAGAUGUCCAGCUUUGUUAUCAGUGCAAAAGAACAAUACGGGAAACUUUUAAAGUUACACGAAAACAUGGAAACGUUAUACCAGAGUGUGAUGGGAUACUAUGCCAUUGAUGUGAAGAAGGUGUCUGUGGAAGACUUUUUUAAUGACUUGAAUAACUUCAGAACCACAUUCAUGCAAGCAAGAAAGGAGAACGUCAAAAAAAGAGAAGCAGAGGAAAGGGAAAAACGUGCCCAAAUAGCCAAAGAAUUAGCAGAGAAAGAAAGACUUGAACGCCAACAAAAGAAAAAGCGCUUGUUAGAAAUGAAGACUGAGGGUGAUGAGACAGGAGUGAUGGAUAGUCUGCUGGAGGCUUUGCAGUCGGGGGCUGCCUUCCGCGACCGAAGAAAAAGGACACCAAAGCCAAAAGAUAUUCGGCGAAGUUUCAGUCCCAUGUCUCAGAGGCCUGUUCUGAAAGUUUGUAACCAUGAAAAUCAGAAAGUGCAGUUGACAGAAGGGUCACGUUCACACUACAAUAUCAAUUGCAACUCAACGAGGACUCCAGUCGCCAAGGAGCUUAAUUAUAAUCUAGACACUCAUACGUCUACAGAGAGGAUCAAGGCAGUUGAGAAGAAGGAAGCCUGUAAUGUAGAAAGCAACAGAAAAAAGGAAAUGGAACUUCUUGGCUCUGUUUCUAAAAACGAAUCUGUUCCCGAAGUUGAAGCCCUGCUGGCAAGAUUACGAGCUUUAUAAAUUAAACUGGUAAAAAAUGA
Messenger RNA from Prionailurus viverrinus (fishing cat), 3726 nucleotides. RefSeq names its product diaphanous related formin 3 (gene DIAPH3). Gene Ontology annotation, molecular function: microtubule binding; actin binding; small GTPase binding. The transcript is spliced from 28 exons. Gene Ontology annotation, biological process: actin cytoskeleton organization; actin filament polymerization. The coding region runs from base 140 to 3706 and encodes 1188 amino acids. Gene Ontology annotation, cellular component: actin filament; cytoplasm. The record is from RefSeq and is a predicted model, not a curated record. NCBI's taxonomy places the organism in Eukaryota, Metazoa, Chordata, Mammalia, Carnivora, Felidae.